AUGAAGACAUCAGCUGCUAUCGCUUUCACCUUAUUCGGAAUCGCUACUGCGAAUCCUAUCGUCACUUCUUCCAAGUACAAGAGAGCAGACUUGGCAGGAUUGGAUUUCGAGAUUAUUAACCUUGCACGAAAUCUUGAAUCACUCGAAUUGAACUAUUGGAAUCAAGGAUUAGCCAAUUUUACCGAUGAUGAUUUCAACAAUGCGGGAUACCAAGGAUUCAGACAAUAUCUAGAACUGUUCAGAGAUCAAGAAAUCGCCCAUUUCACUGUCCUCAAUGAAGCUGCUGGAGGUGGAUUCAAGAAUUGCACUUAUAAAUUCCCUGUUACUACUCCAUAUGAUUUGUUAUCCGUCGGUCAGGUAGUGACUACAGUUGGUGAAGGUGCUUUCAUCGGUGGUGUCGCCAACCUCACCAGUAGCCCUGCUAGACUGACUGGAGCAUCUAUCUUGGGUAACGAAGCUAGGCAAAAUUCAUUGUUAAGACAAUAUUUAGGUCUUGACUAUUUCAACGCUGUAAACUUCGAUACUCCAUUGACAGCUUCUCAAGCCUAUUCAUUGGCCGAACCGUUCUUGGAUUGCCCAUCGUCUAACCCACCUAUCAACUUCCACUUAAUCCCACCACUCAUGGCAAACUUCACCAGCGGUGCAACCCCCCAUAGUGCAGGUGACGAAAUCACCGUCAUGUGGGAGAGUAGCAAAGUCUACCUCGGUAACGAUGUUCACAUCACUUUCUUAGCUGAUAUGUACUCCAUUCCUUGUCCUUUGACUCAGUCAGGCGAUGGUAUGGGUACCGUCACUCUACCCAAAGGUAUCAACGGUACUUCCGUCUUGGUCGCCACCAACUUCAACGGCGGAGGUCCCAUCCCAGACAAACAAAAUUUCGCCAUUGGUUACGUCGUAGUUGCCUAG
This is a messenger RNA of Kwoniella shivajii, 906 nucleotides long. RefSeq lists its product as uncharacterized. The transcript is spliced from 5 exons. NCBI's taxonomy places the organism in Eukaryota, Fungi, Basidiomycota, Tremellomycetes, Tremellales, Cryptococcaceae. The record is from RefSeq and is a predicted model, not a curated record. The coding region runs from base 1 to 906 and encodes 301 amino acids.